ACACUACUGUUGUUUUAUACACGUUAUAAAUUCCUCUUCAACGAAAUUCAGGCCCAACAAAAACCUCUCGUCCUCCUCCUCUUUCUUCUUCACCCCUACAGCCUAAAAAACAGGGAAGCUUCAAUCCCUUACUACGUUCCAGACAAGACUGCCCAGAGCUACUGAGCCAUGGCGUUCCCUUUUAUGGAAGCUGUCGUUUGUUUUAUGAUAUUGAUGUACUUAUUCGAGAGUUAUCUUGAUUUGCGGCAACAUGCUGCCCUUAAGUUGCCUACGCUACCAAAAACUCUGGAGGGUGUAAUCAGCCAAGAAAAAUUUGAGAAGUCUCGAGCAUAUAGCCUUGACAAAAGCAACUUCCACUUUGUUCACGAGUUUUUUACCAUUCUGAUGGACUCUGCAAUUCUGUUCUUUGGUAUUUUACCUUGGUUUUGGAAGAAAUCAGGAGAAUUUUUGGUUCUUGCUGGGCUUGAUGCGGAGAAUGAAAUUUUUCACACGCUUGCAUUUUUAGCUGGUGUUAUGUUUUGGUCACAGAUUACAGAUUUGCCAUUUUCGUUGUACUCCACAUUUGUCAUUGAGGCAAGCCAUGGUUUUAACAAACAAACAAUUUGGUUGUUUUUUAGAGACAUGAUAAAAGGAAUUGCUCUAGCUGUGGUGAUUGGUCCACCUAUUGUUGCUGCCAUCAUUGUAAUAGUACAGAAAGGAGGUCCUUACCUGGCAAUAUACUUGUGGGGAUUCAUGUUUGUUCUUUCCCUCGUGAUGAUGACGCUGUAUCCCAUCUUAAUAGCCCCACUGUUUAACAAAUUUACACCACUUCCGGAUGGAGAGCUUAGAGCAAAAAUUGAGAGUCUUGCUUCCUCCCUUAAGUUUCCUUUGAAGAAACUGUUUGUUGUUGAUGGAUCUACAAGGUCAAGCCACAGCAAUGCAUACAUGUAUGGGUUUUUCAACAACAAACGCAUUGUUCUUUACGACACACUGCUUCAACAGUGCAAGAAAGACGAGGAAGUAGUUGCGGUUAUUGCACAUGAACUGGGGCAUUGGAAGCUAAACCAUACAAUGUACUCUUUCAUUGCUGUUCAGAUCUUAACGUUCUUGCAAUUCGGAGGGUACAUCCUUGUGAGGAACUCCAAGGAUUUGUUUCAAAGUUUUGGGUUUGACACACAACCAGUUCUAAUAGGGCUCAUCAUAUUUCAGCACACUGUGAUACCUCUGCAGCACCUUGUUAGCUUUGGUCUUAAUCUUGUUAGCCGAUCCUUUGAGUUCCAGGCUGACGCUUUUGCUAAGAAGCUUGGUUAUUCAUUAGCCCUUCGAGCCGGUCUUGUUAAAUUGCAGGAGGAGAACUUGUCUGCUAUGAAUACGGAUCCUUGGUACUCGGCUUAUCACUACUCUCAUCCUCCCCUUGUUGAAAGACUGGCUGCUCUUGACGAACCAGACAAGAAGGCAGACUGAAGAAAUAAACAUUUAUGACUUUUUGAGUGUAGAGUUUAUGUUUACUUAGUGCCAAACUGUAGUCAAUCACGGGAAUCUUUUCUGUAAUUUUGCUUUCUUCUGGUAACAUCUGUUGUUGACAUCUACUUUUUGUUUCAAAAAGUGCCCCAGUGUUAAAGACGGCUGAGUUUGGGAGGAAUAGCCACAUGGUAGGGAAAUACUAGCAUAGUGGCAGUAGGACGAAAUGACUCUUACAAAUGUCUCUGCUAUCAAAAGAAAAACAAUUUUCGAGUCCUCA
Molecule: messenger RNA, 1720 nt
Organism: Coffea eugenioides
Lineage: Eukaryota; Viridiplantae; Streptophyta; Magnoliopsida; Gentianales; Rubiaceae
Product: CAAX prenyl protease 1 homolog
Exons: 14
Coding region: 169-1443 (424 amino acids)
Biological process (GO): CAAX-box protein processing
Cellular component (GO): endoplasmic reticulum membrane
Molecular function (GO): metalloendopeptidase activity
Source: RefSeq, a predicted model, not a curated record